Molecule: messenger RNA, 738 nt
Organism: Mycotypha africana
Lineage: Eukaryota; Fungi; Mucoromycota; Mucoromycetes; Mucorales; Mycotyphaceae
Product: kinase-like domain-containing protein
Exons: 5
Coding region: 1-738 (245 amino acids)
Biological process (GO): protein phosphorylation; intracellular signal transduction
Cellular component (GO): cytoplasm
Molecular function (GO): protein serine/threonine kinase activity; ATP binding
Source: RefSeq, a predicted model, not a curated record
AUGACACGUUGGCUCAACUCACCCUUAAAGAGACGAUACAGCCAAAUUUGGAAAGGAUCAUCCAGCAAGUCGCAACAGAAGACACAUAAAUUCAUAAGAGGUCGUUAUAAGUUUUUACAUCAGCUUGGUCAAGGAACAUCGGGCACAGUUUAUCUUGCCAUCGACAUUGAUACAAAUAAGCAAUAUGCCAUAAAAGAGAUAAAUAAGUCUUGGCUCGCCAAGCAACAUCUAACUUUGAAAGAAUUACCUCAUCAUACCAACAUUAUACGCUUCAUCGACACUUUUGAGGAUCCCCAGUAUCCAGAUGCUCUAUACAUAGUAAUGGAAGUUGCUGAAAAGGGUAUCGUCAUGGAUGUAUCCUCUUACGAAAAGUGCAAACCUUACUCAGAAUCAAUGUGCAAAACAAUAUUCAAACAGUUAGUUGAAGCCGUUGAACAUCUUCAUAAGAAUAAUAUUGUCCAUAGAGAUAUCAAGCCACAAAAUUUAGUCCAAACGAAAGAUAACAUCAUCAAAUUGAUCGAUUUUGGAAGUGCUAUGGAUGUAAACAAGUGUCACAACUAUCAAAUUGGAAAAUCACCAGCAUUUAUGGCGCCUGAACUUUUGAACAAAGAAUAUUCUUCUUUCUCCAGUGAUAUUUGGGCAAUGGGAGUAACGCUCUUCUGUUUGAUAAAUGGUCAUUUGCCUUUUCAACAGUUAAGCCUUCCGGACUUAUACCAAGACAUUCUAAUUGAAAAGUAA